CUGUUGCUGGGAUUUAUGGCUCAAGGAGGACCCACAGUAGGAUGCCAUGGGGAAAUGGUUGGGUCUCUGGCCUCCUGGCUGGCUGUCAUAUCCCCCAGCUUUGCUCUUCCUGAUGGUUGUGUGAUGCUCGGAGGGCUUCUUGGAUCUCUUGGGAGGCUCCUUCCUGCCUCAGGUCCCUGCUUACUACCUGCAUGCAGAGGCUUCCAGUUGGAAACUCAGUUUCAUUCACUGAGAAGAUGCAGAUACCACAGGAAUGCCAUUCAGGCCACAUUCCCACUGACCUGCUCUGUUCUGUUUUUUGCUGGGUUGUAAAGACUCAGACAAGCCAGGCAGAGAUCUGCCUAGGAAGCCGAGGAUAAGUGGGAGACUCAAAUAUGAGGAAACAUGGGCAACCUUCACAAGACGGCCAGCAGAUCUGCCAGGACCUCCGUAUCUGUGAGAGACAGGCAGAGGCACAACACAGCAGUGGCUGUGUGUCAAGUUCCUCUGUGCCAGGACCUUCAUAUGUAAGGCCACAUGCUUAUCCAGCAGGACAGCAGUUACUCAAGUCAUGUUUGUCACUUGGUUUGUGGCCUCAGGCAAGUUACUUAAUUUUUCUGAGUCUUGAUUUCCUCAUUGUUGAAAUGGCAAUGAGAAUGCCAUGUUGUCUGAGACUGUUUUAGUUGUUUGGGCCACAGGAGCCAGAGUCAGGUGCGAGAAGGCCUUUAGAAGACAUUUCCUGGUCGAAUAUGUGAUCCUAAAACAGCAUUCAUUAGCCUGGUUACAUAUUCUUCCCCAGAGGUGGCACUGAAUGAGACAUGAGACUUUGCAGAAUUCAGAUAUUCAGACUCAGACACAGCCACAAUACCAGCCUCCAGCAAGGAUAGGCAGAAAAAACAGUUGACAGGAAGCGGCUUUAAAAGAGCAUGUGACCUCUUGGGAGCCCACUAGGGACCUGCCACCCAUACUCACAUGGCCAGAGUCACUCCGGUGUGGAUCUCAUGUGGACUGCUGCCUGGCCUGGGGUGUGUUGUGAAGGCCACUGUGCUCUCAGGCAGUGUGGAUUUCAAGGACAGCCUCCAGGAGGGAGAGGUACCCGUGUACCCAAGCAGCACAGGGGUAAGCCCAGCAGCUGCCUCUCUGGACAGAAGGAGGGGGAAGUGGCCAGAAGGGGAAGUAUGAGUGUUCCUAUCCAGCCUGUUACCAGUCUCCUCAGGUCUUCGCAACAGUGGGCCUCUGGCUGGCCGUGGCCAUGGAGCUUGCAGAGACUCCCAUCAAGGAUGGCAUCCUCUACCAGCAGCACAUCAAGUUUGGCAAGAAGUCCUGGCGGAAGGUAUGGGCUCUGCUGUAUGCAGGAAGCCCAUCAGGUGUGGCACGGUUGGAAAGCUGGGAUGUCCGGGAUGGAACCCUGGGGCCAGCAGGUGACAGAUCAGCGGGGCCUGGACGACGUGGAGAGCGGCGGGGGGUCAUCCGCCUGGCUGAUUGUGUGUCUGUGCUGCCGGCUGAUGGUGAGAGUUGUCCCCGGGACACUGGUGCCUUCCUGCUCACCACCACCGAGCGCAGCCACCUGCUGGCUGCACAGCACCGCCAGUCCUGGAUGGGCCCCAUCUGCCAGCUGGCCUUCCCGGGUACCAGGGAUUGCUCCUCAGGACCAGCGGAGGCUGAGUGUCCCAAGAAGGGCCUCGUCCCCAUGGAAGAAAACUCCAUCUACUCCUCCUGGCAGGAAGUGAGCGAGUUUCCUGUGGUGGUGCAGAAGACUGAGGCUGCCACUCGCUGCCAGCUGAAGGGUUCCUACCUCUUGGCGCUGGGCCAGGAUGCCAUCCAGCUGAGGGAGAAUUCCAGCUCCCAGGUCCUCUACAGCUGGCCCUACCACUUCCUGCGGAAGUUUGGCUCUGACAAGGGCAUGUUUUCCUUUGAGGCUGGCCGCCGCUGCGACUCAGGUGAGGGCCUCUUUGCCUUCAGCAGCUCACGUGCCCCUGACAUGUGUGGGGCAGUGGCUGUUGCCAUUGCCCGCCAACGGGAACGGCUGCCUGAGCUGGCAGCUCCCCAACCUUGCCCCUUGCCUCGGGCCACUUCCAUGCCUUCCCUGGAGCCCCCUGGAGAACUUUGGGAGGUGUCUCCGGGGCCCGAGCUACCCACCUCCAGGAGAGCACAUGUGGCUGAGCACGGGCCCCAGAGCCUGCCACUCCUACUGGACCCCAUUCCCAAAGAGCCAGCCUCCGAGCUCUAUGCCUCAGUGCGCAAGUGGACCAGUGGGCCCCCAGCCACCACCGAGCACCUCUAUGAAAACCUGUGCAUGCUGGAAUCCAUCCCAGGGCUGCCCAACGGGGGCUCCAAGCCCCAAGAAGGCCCCUCUGGUAGCCUUAGCCCCUUGGUCAGCCCCAUCUCCUACAGCAGCGAGGACCUGAGCUGGCCUGUCCCACCUCAUGACAGCAGCCUGGAGGCCCAGUACCGGCGGCUGCUAGAACUGGAGCUGGACGAGGCAGGCAGCACUAGCCGCUCGGGCCCACAGGCAGGCUUCAAGGCCAAGCUCGUGACGCUGCUGAGUCGUGAGCGGAGGAAGGGUCCUGCCCCCUGUGACCGGCCUUGAAGGCCUGUGCAGUGGCAGCAGGAGGACAGAGGUGCUCUCCCGACAGUAGGAGGAUUGACAUCCACAAACACAUCCCCGGUUCUCUCUAGCCUGCAGAGACAAAGCAGGCAGCCUGGAGAGGACCCACACCCUGCCCUGGCCACCCUGCAGUGUACAGUGUACAGAUUUGCCAAUAAUAAAGCCUUCCAGCUCCU
This is a messenger RNA of Heterocephalus glaber (naked mole-rat), 2763 nucleotides long. It is a transcript of the gene Dok3, whose product is annotated as docking protein 3. Gene Ontology annotation, cellular component: cytoplasm. NCBI's taxonomy places the organism in Eukaryota, Metazoa, Chordata, Mammalia, Rodentia, Bathyergidae. Gene Ontology annotation, biological process: positive regulation of MAPK cascade; Ras protein signal transduction; cell surface receptor protein tyrosine kinase signaling pathway. The record is from RefSeq and is a predicted model, not a curated record.